AUGUUUCCUUGGAUUUGCUGCAUUUCCUUCUUCAUUAUUGUUGAGGCUCAGUAUGGACAACCAACGAUUGCUUUGAAAGAUUUGCCGCCUUCAUUGUCAUACUCAAAUGGAAAUGUAGCUUCAAACUAUGAAAUUCCAAUUUAUAAUAAUCAUGAUGAAUGGUCGAAAAGCGAGAGUCGAGAAGAUUAUUGCAGUGAAAAACGAGUGAAAGAGGCGUUUUGUCCAAAGAGACUCUCAUUGGAGGGAUCGAAAUGUUGGGUACCGGAAACGAGAAAGAUUGAUCUAAAUGAUCGUGAAUAUUUGGAAGUGAGAUGUGAUGGAAGAAAUGAAACGAUAGCUUUGGUUACUGGAGAAGGAAAGGCGGGUUUGACUUCAACGACAACAACCACCACGACCACCACUACAACAACGACGAGAACGACCCCUACGAUAACGACAACCACGAACACUACCACGACGACUACAACUACUACAACAACCACGACCACCACUACGACGACGACUACGACGACGACGAUCACCACAACAACAACUACUACUACUACUACGACAACAACAACGACGACAACAACAACGACGACCACUACGACGACGACUACAACUACUACAACAACCACGACCACCACUACGACGACGACAACGACGACGACGACCACUACAACAACAACUACUACUACGACAACGACAACCACAACGACGACAACAACAACUACGACGACGACAACAACGACGACAACAACAACGACGACAACAACAACGACGACAACAACAACCAAUACUACUACAACCACGACGACCACAACGACAACAACCACUACUACGACGACCACAACGACGACGACAACGACGACGACAACAACAACCACUACUACUACUACAACCACGACUACCACUACGACGACGACGACCACCACCACAACCACAACGACAACAACAACAACUACUACUACGACGACGACCACAACAACAACAACAACAACAACAACAACAACAACUACUACUACUACUACUACUACUACUACUACUACAACCACGACGACAACAACCACUACUACUACGACAACAACAACUACGACGACGACAACAACGACGACGACAACAACGACGACGACCACUACCACUACCACCACCACUACCACCACCACAACGACAACAACAACAACUACUACUACGACCACCACAACAACAACAACCUCGACGACAACGACCACAAUAUCCAAUUCCUGUCCAUACCUCACUCUCACACUAGUUUUGGCCAACUCGUGGAGUGGAAACAAUGGUGCUAAUAUAUACAAUCAGUACAUUUUGACCUUCAAAAAUUCGGCCAAACAACCGGUGUGCGCUGGAGCUGUUUUCUCGAUGCAAUUGAAUGGGCUCACAAUAACCGAUCAUUAUAACUUCGAUUCGUUGGGCGGUUCUUUGUAUGUUUUACCAUCUGGAUGGACAACAGUGCCGGCUGAGGGAAUCUACAAUACAUCUGGUGUCACUCUUAUGGGAGUCGGCUCGUUUAAUGUGGCUGUUGUAAGCUGUAAAUUAUGC
Molecule: messenger RNA, 1539 nt
Organism: Mesorhabditis belari
Lineage: Eukaryota; Metazoa; Nematoda; Chromadorea; Rhabditida; Rhabditidae
Source: the annotation of a GenBank genome assembly